AUGUCUCAGGCCUCGCCGGACGCAACACAUGUAGCCCAGUCGGUGGAGUCUACGAAUAAGGCACGAUCUACGUCCGGCCAAAAAGAGUUUCAGCGGGCGUACAAGGCUUGCAUUCCAUGUCGAAAACGGAAGGCCAAAUGUGAUGUUCCAGAUGCUGGCCCACCGUGUCAACGGUGUCGCAGGGAGUUAAGAGAAUGUAUUUUCAGUGACGAGAGGUCCUGGACGAAAAAACGCAAACGGGAUGAAAUAAAUGAAGAAGUGACGGACGCGGCAAACAGGGAAUCAGAUGAUAUUACAGGCGUGCGGUUUCAUCUCAGCCCAGAAAUCCAUGAUUCUCACACCGGGACCGCAACAGUAUCUCGACCUGCAGCAUCUGCACGAAUCAACGAGGAUGCUACUUCCUUUAGGAAAUCAGUCAUGAGAACUGUUGUGUCCAACAGUAAAGAUGCCCUUGACAUUUUAUUUCAGGCGGCAGAACACCCAAAUAGUCGUACGGACGAAGGUCAGUCAGAGGACGAGACCUCUGCCACCAAUGUGCAGACCACUACAUAUCAGACUCCUACUGCGAGUCUUUCUACCUUUCCCUUCACACAUUCAUUGGUAACAACGCGGUCCAGCCCCGAAGUUCUGAAGACCUGGAAUGCUUGUCGUUUCGUCCGCAUGGGUCUCUUCUCAGCAGAAGAGGCUUUGACCUAUGUAGAGCUGUUCUUCAGACACAUGCACCCGCUAUCGCCCAUUUUGACCGACUUCUACGCAAAUCAUGAAAAUCAUCCCAUUCUAGUCACAGAGGAACCCGUUCUCUGCACCACUAUCUUGAUGAUUUCCUCUCGCUACAACGUACUCGAGGGCUCAGGAGGUGCAUCGAGGAGCUAUUUCAUCCAUCACAGGCUCUGGGAGCAUCUGCAACAUCUGCUUAUGAAAAUCACUCUGGGUCAAGAAAAAGGCAAGUAUCCACGGACUAGGAAUGUCGGCUCUAUCGAAGCUCUACUUCUUAUCGUGGAAUGGCACCCUCGUAUCUUACACUUCCCGCCUGCUAUCGACGGGUGGGAUGCUGAUCUUGUACCCCCGGAGCUCGAUACUAACGUUGUAGAACCUACACCUAAGGUACCCUGCGAAGACCUUGCUGCCUCCAAUAAAUGGCUUCAUGACGUCAUUGAGUCUGUCAGACGAUCGGAUCGAAUGUCAUGGAUGCUUCUUGGGACAGCACUCACUCUAGCUCACGAGCGUGGGGUGUUUGAUGAUGAGAAGAAGCUUGCAAUAGGGAAAGACCAGCCUCAAGCAUAUACAGAAAGAACAACAACUCGAUUCCUGCGAACGAAGAAACUGCUCUAUGUGUACACAGAACAGUUAUCGUCCCGUCUUGGACACACCUCAAUGGUGCCACAAGGCCUGAACCAAACUGUGCAGGGUCGCCGGUCAGGGGCUUCUAAAAGUGGCGAUGAAUGGCAGGCUUUCAUGACAGCCUGGAUCGAUCUAACGAAAUUACUCAAAUCGGUUUCGGACAUGUUUUUCCCAUCUCCAGUCUAUACAAAACAGAUUCUGAGCAAUGGGAAAUAUAUUUCACUAUUGGAACACUUUCAGCCAUUAUUGGACCAGUGGAGAUCCAAGCAUUUGGAAAACCAAACUUUCAGUCAUUGCUUUUUGGAGACCCUCAACAUUGAAUUCCAAUACGUCAAGGUCUAUAUGAACUCACUUGGGAUGCAAGCUGUUGUAGAGCGCACAAUGACAGAAGCUGAGUCAGGCUCUGCACAAGCCGAUGCAUCUGACUACGAAUUCGUCCAAGAGGUAGUAGAUGGUAGUUGCGAGAUUCUAGAGCGAAUCAUAAGUCUCGCCGAAUCAGGUUCAUUACGCUAUGCUCCAGUCAGAGUCUUCCUACGGAUCACGUCCAGUUCUAUCUUCCUCAUAAAGGGGCUCAGUUUAGGCGUGUGGAACACGAAACUCCAGAGCAGUCUGGGUGUUAUAAGUCGAGCCAUCCAGAGUAUGCGUGCAAGUUCUCUCGAUGAUAUGCAUCUGGCGUCACGAUACGCCACGCUACUUGAGUUGCACCUCACAAGACUCCGACGCAGCUUCAAGGUGUCGUCUCGUCCUCCCAAAUUUUACAGUCGCCCACAAUCAGCGGAAAGGACAGUCAACAAUGACUGGAAUACAACACAGACAGACGAUGAUAUGGGCGUGGUUCAAAUACCGUCCAUGCAGCCGGAUCUGACGGACAUGACUUUGAGGGACGACUGGCUGACUUUGCCUUUUGAUACCAAUAUACCGCCGUUCAGCCUUGACGGCCUGCAGUCAUUUCCAAGACUUGAUGACGGCACGUUGGAUUUCAUUUGGAACUUCCCUACUUAA
Pseudovirgaria hyperparasitica is the source of this 2343-nucleotide messenger RNA. RefSeq lists its product as uncharacterized. The transcript is spliced from 2 exons. The coding region runs from base 1 to 2343 and encodes 780 amino acids. Gene Ontology annotation, cellular component: nucleus. Gene Ontology annotation, molecular function: DNA-binding transcription factor activity, RNA polymerase II-specific; zinc ion binding. Gene Ontology annotation, biological process: positive regulation of transcription by RNA polymerase II; aromatic amino acid catabolic process. Lineage: Eukaryota; Fungi; Ascomycota; Dothideomycetes; Acrospermales; Acrospermaceae. The record is from RefSeq and is a predicted model, not a curated record.